Molecule: messenger RNA, 2079 nt
Organism: Mollisia scopiformis
Lineage: Eukaryota; Fungi; Ascomycota; Leotiomycetes; Helotiales; Mollisiaceae
Product: NADPH cytochrome P450 oxidoreductase
Exons: 5
Coding region: 1-2079 (692 amino acids)
Cellular component (GO): cytosol
Molecular function (GO): NADPH-hemoprotein reductase activity; flavin adenine dinucleotide binding; FMN binding
Source: RefSeq, a predicted model, not a curated record
AUGGCGCAACUUGACACGUUGGACAUCAUUGUCCUCGCAGUCCUGCUGAUCGGGACUGCUGCGUACUUCACCAAGGGCACCUACUGGGGCAUAGUUAAAGAUCCAUAUGCCUCGAGCUAUGCCGCCGCGAAUGGCAACAAGCCUGGGAAGACGAGGAAUAUCAUUGAGAAGAUGGAGGAGUCUGGGAAGAACGUGGUUGUCUUCUAUGGAUCGCAGACAGGCACGGCAGAAGAUUAUGCCUCUAGACUUGCCAAAGAAGGGAAGGCAAGGUUCGGACUCGAGACAAUGGUAGCUGAUCUGGAGGACUACGAUUACGAAAACCUCGACAAUUUCCCUGAGGACAAGAUCGCAAUGUUCGUUCUGGCCACCUAUGGAGAGGGUGAGCCCACCGAUAAUGCGGUCGAUUUCUACGAAUUCAUAAAUGGGGAUGAUGUUUCGUUCGCCAAUGGUGGGGAUCCCCCACUUGGAAAUCUGAAAUUUGUGGCGUUCGGCCUCGGAAACAACACAUAUGAGCACUACAACUCCAUGGUCCGAAAUGUCUCCAAAGCACUGGAAAAGCUUGGUGCUACAAGAAUUGGCGCAGCAGGAGAGGGAGAUGAUGGUGCUGGUACCAUGGAAGAAGAUUUCUUGGCUUGGAAGGAUCCUAUGUGGACUGAAUUAGCUGAAAAGAUGGGUCUCGAAGAGCGAGAAGCCGUCUACGAACCAGUGUUUGGCAUUACGGAGCGAGAAGGCUUGACGAAAGAUUCUCCAGAAGUGUAUCUGGGUGAGCCAAACAAGAUGCACCUCGAAGGUACUUCCAAGGGUCCUUACAAUGCACACAACCCGUACAUUGCCCCUAUUGCCGAGUCAAAGGAGCUCUUCACUGUCAAGGACCGAAACUGUUUGCAUAUGGAGAUUGAUAUUAGUGGAUCAAACCUCACCUACACCACUGGAGAUCAUAUUGCAGUUUGGCCCACAAAUGCAGGAAAGGAGGUCGAUCGAUUCCUCAAUGUUCUUGGCCUGAUCUCCAAGCGAGACAGUGUCAUCAGCGUUAAGGCUCUAGACGCAACUGCGAAAGUCCCAUUCCCAACCCCAACAACAUACGAUGCGAUUGCCAGGUAUCACAUGGAAAUCUGUGCUCCUGUUUCUCGACAAUUUAUUGCUACCCUGGCGCCUUUCGCCCCAACUGAAGAAGCCAAAGCUGAGAUGGGAAAACUUGGAUCUGACAAAGAUUACUUCCACGAGAAAAUGACCAACAAAUAUGUCAAUAUUGCACAAGCGUUGGAGAGCGUGUGCAGUUCAGCAAAGUGGUCCGACAUUCCAUUUUCAGCUUUCAUUGAAGGACUGAACAAAGUUCAACCUCGGUACUACUCAAUUUCAUCUUCGUCUCAUGUCCAGAAGGACAAAAUCUCAAUCACAGCCGUGGUCGAAUCAAUGGAGAUUCCUGGACGAGCAGAUGCAUUGAAGGGUGUUACUACCAACUAUCUUUUAGCAUUGAAGCAAAAACAGCAUGGAGACCCUCACCCAGAUCCCCAUGGUCUCACUUACGAGAUCACUGGGCCAAGAAACAAGUACGACGGAGUUCACGUACCUGUUCACGUGCGCCACUCCAACUUCAAGCUACCUUCAGAUCCUGCAAAGCCAAUCAUUAUGGUUGGUCCAGGUACUGGUGUAGCACCAUUCAGAGGUUUCGUCCAAGAGAGAGCCGCUCGAGCGAAGGCCGGCGAGAACGUCGGAAAGACAAUCCUCUUCUUCGGCUGCCGGAAAUCAACAGAAGAUUACCUUUACGCGGAUGAGUGGAAGCAAUACCAAGAAGACCUCGGCGACAACUUCCAACUUAUCACCGCCUUCUCUCGCGAAGGUGCCCAGAAAGUCUACGUCCAACACCGGUUACAAGAGCACGCCAAAGAAGUCGACGAACUCCUCAAGCAAAAGGCUUAUUUCUACGUAUGCGGUGACGCGGCGAACAUGGCUAGAGAAGUCAACACCGUGUUGGCAAAGAUCAUGUCUGAGCAGAGAGGUAUCCCUGAGUCCAAGGCCGAGGAGAUUGUCAAGGGCAUGCGUUCUGCGAAUCAGUACCAGGAAGAUGUCUGGUCAUGA